This is a messenger RNA of Phalaenopsis equestris, 1060 nucleotides long. RefSeq names its product cytidine deaminase 1-like. The record is from RefSeq and is a predicted model, not a curated record. Bases 71 to 1060 code for a protein of 329 amino acids. Lineage: Eukaryota; Viridiplantae; Streptophyta; Magnoliopsida; Asparagales; Orchidaceae. Gene Ontology annotation, molecular function: zinc ion binding; cytidine deaminase activity. Gene Ontology annotation, cellular component: cytosol. The transcript has a single exon.
UGUUAAGCCCGUAAAUAUUUUCUCAAAGGAUAGGAGUUAUAUGGCAUGAUUUUUAGGUGAAAGCCAUAAAAUGAAAAAAUACAAGGGGUGUUUGUGCCAAAUUGAUUUACCCCUAACUUAUAAAGACAAUCAGUGUAAAUUACCAAUUUGCCCACAAGCCUCCGGCGGCUUUAAAUGGCACCUUCACCAUCACCAUCACCGCAGAUCCUCCACAGCUUCCCGUUUUACAGGGAAAUUUGAAAACAGUUUUUCAAUUUCUUACCUCCACCGGAGCAGGGAGAUGGCGGCGGCACCGACGGCGAAGAUUCGCCGAUCGCGAUUCGUGAUCGAACCAGAAGAAGCAGAACAGAUGCGCAAGGAGAAGGGCCUUGAAACUCUCCGAGACCUCCUUCCCGCUCUCCUUCCGGCCGCCCGGCAGCUAGCUCGGCCACCGAUCUCCAAAUUCCAUGUCGGCGCCGCCGCCCUUGGAAGCUCCGGCCGGAUCUACCUCGGUGCCAACAUCGAGUUCCCCGGCGUCCCUCUUCACCAGACCAUCCACGCCGAGCAAUUCCUCAUCACCAACGCCGCCUUACACUCCGAAACCUCGAUCCCCUUCAUCGCCAUCUCCGAGUUACCUUGCGGUCACUGUCGCCAGUUCUUCCAGGAGAUCCGAUCGGCCUCUCAGAUCCAGAUACUGGUAACAGGUGAUUUCCGCCCGCUUUCCGAUUUCUUACCUAACCCUUUCGGUCCUUCCGAUCUGCUUCAUGAAGAAGUUCCCCUGCUUCUCGAACCCCAUUUCAACGAUCUGAUCGAGGAGGUUGGGGAGUUUGGUGGGGAAUUGGAGGAGCGGCUGAGGAAGGCGGCUUUGCAGGCCGCUAGGGCAUCGCAUGCGCCGUACAGCGGAAGCGUGUCGGGCUUCGCGAUGGCGGAUGGAGAGGGAAAGGUGUAUGCGGGAUCGUAUACGGAAUCGGCGGCUUAUAAUCCGAGUCUGGGACCUGUUCAGGCGGCGUUUGUGGCUUACGUGGUCGCCGGAGGGGGCGGGGGGGUGGGGGGGGGGGGGGGGGCUCUGGGGGGGGGAUAG